This is a messenger RNA of Eriocheir sinensis (Chinese mitten crab), 9201 nucleotides long. It is a transcript of the gene Remo, whose product is annotated as adhesion G protein-coupled receptor A3-like. The record is from RefSeq and is a predicted model, not a curated record. Gene Ontology annotation, cellular component: plasma membrane. NCBI's taxonomy places the organism in Eukaryota, Metazoa, Arthropoda, Malacostraca, Decapoda, Varunidae. The coding region runs from base 203 to 6196 and encodes 1997 amino acids. The transcript has 13 exons. Gene Ontology annotation, biological process: G protein-coupled receptor signaling pathway; cell surface receptor signaling pathway. Gene Ontology annotation, molecular function: protein binding; G protein-coupled receptor activity.
AGCGGCCGUGGCACCAACACCGCCUCGCCCGUGCCUCUCUUCAGCGGCGCCUCACACACACUCCCUCCCUGCCUCGCCGCCGCCCUCCUCGCUGCCAUGGUUUAAAGGAGACAGACAGACAAACCAAUCACGGGGAGGCAGGUAGACAGCGAUUGUGAAAGCUGGUGACUAUGGACGGUGCUGUCUGCCUACCACUCACCACAUGAAGAUCUGCCCACGAAGACCACUACCACCACCACCACCACCACUCAUCACCACCACCACCACUACCAUCACCUCCACCACCACCACUCUCCUGGCCGUCGUGGUGGUGGUGGUGGCGGUGACAGCAAGCGGUGGAUCAGGAGAAGAGAUCCGUGCACGGCCAACCUCCACCACCACCACCACCACUCAUAACAACACCACACACACCACCACCGCCACCACCACCACUGAUGCUACUGCUACGAGAGAUGCUUACCCCUUCAGUGCACGAAACACACCACAACCACCACCACCACCACACGAACGCGCACCCAUCACCACCAGUACCGCAAUCACAUCGGGCAUAGAAAAUGGAGCGGGGCCGCGAUACACUGGUGUCAGGAGUGGGAUACGGGAACCUAACGCCCCGACCUAUACUCCCGCUAACCCCACUUCGACCACACCUUCUACGGCGGUUCCUCGGGUGCUCUCAUGCCCCGAGGUACUGUGUAAGAUAACGCAGGUGACGGGGAAUGCAGGGGAAGGUCUGAAGGUCUCUUGCCAUGAUCAUCUGCACAUUACCUCCCUGAGUGACAUCUGGCCCCACUGCCUCAGCCCCGCUACGAAACACCUUGACUUGUCCGAGAGUGGCCUGACGCGCCUCUCACCUCACGUCCUGUCACACCUGCCCAACCUGGAGAAGCUGGACCUGAAGAAUAAUGGCAUAAGCAUCGUGGAGUCGUGGACCUUUGCUAACCUGACCAACUUGAGAAGAUUGGACCUGAGUAACAAUAACAUCAAAAGUCUCAACGCCUCCCAGCUAGCGGGACUGACGAGCCUCAAGAAGCUGAAGCUUGCCCGGAACCCUCUCUCGCGGCUCCAUGAAGGAAUACAUGAAGAACUGCCGACCCUAAGAGUCAUGGACCUGGCGCAGACGCAGCUGGUGUGUGACUGCGGGCUGACGUGGCUGGCGGAGGCGGUGCAGGAGAAGGUGAUCAAGGUCAACGGCGCCUCCAAGUGCUUCAGCCCCCGCUCCCUCAACAACACCCAGAUCAAGAAGCUCAAGCCGGAACAACUCCUCUGCCAUGGCCCGGGACUGUCUGUGGUGGAGCUGGAGCCCGGCCUAGACCAAGUGGUGUUCGCCGGGGACUCCCUUCGCCUGCGGUGCCGGGUGACCAGCGCGCAGGAGGAUCACCGCGUGUCGUGGUCCAGGGGCAACACACACCUGCUGCCCCGCAAGCCCUCGCCCCACAACCACACCUCCGCCACCGUCACCGGGUACCUGGACCAGUACCAGCAGCGGGGCGGGGCUGUUGUCAGGAACACCUACCUGCCUGAGGCCAUUGAAAGCCUGGUGGAGAUCGAGGAGCUGAACGGUACGCACAGCGGUGACUGGUCGUGCCUGGUGCAGGGCCAGCAGGGUAACCACACACGUACCGUCAGCAUCUACGUCAUCGCCCACGACACCAAGUACUGCCCCAUGAACGCCACAAAUGACAACAAAGGGUCCUACGUGUGGCCGAGGACCGUCGCCGGCGUGCGCGUGGAGCUCGCCUGCGCCGGCCUCGUCCCCCCACACCAGCGUGGCUCACACAAGUUCACCUCCAAGACAGCCACCACCACCUCCACCUCCUCCAUCACCGUAGGGAAGCACCAGCAACACCAACGGACACCACUCAACACCGCCUCUGCCCUGCGCUCACCCCGUCGGAGAGUCGCGGAACACACCUGCUCGGAGGAUGGUCGGUGGGAGACCCUCAACACCGCCACCUGUCCUUUUGUCUCGGAGACGACGAAGAUUCUUGAACAGUUUGCCCUGACGAAUGUUUUUGCGAGUAAGACGAACCUGGUGGACAGCGCUCGGUCGCUCCGGAACUUCACGCGGGAGGGGAAGAACCUGCAGGACCCAAUGGACGUGGUGUUCCUGGCCAAGACCGUGGAGCAGUACACCGGCCUCCUCACGACGCUCUCCGGCCCCAAGGAAACGGCCGACACGCUCAUCGACAUCAUCAGCGCCUCCAUGUCUGCCACUAAGGCACUCCUGGCCCAAGCAGAGGAAGUGGACAGGUCAUGCGCCCGGCUGGUGGGGUGUUUGUGGAAGGUGGCGUCACACUUCCCCUCCCUCCAGCAUGCCAAGGCCCCCCACCUGGAGAUGCACCAGUACUCCCGCCACCCCAGCACCUUCUCCGGCCGCACCUGCACCUGGUACCGACGCAGCGCACACUCCACCGAGCGACACUUCCGGUGCAACACUAAUAACUACUCCAAGUUGUACAGUAGCGACGACGAGAUCCUAGACGCCCAGAUCCAGGUACCCUCCAGCCUCUUCUCCCAUGGGCAGCCCUUCCUCCUCUCCUCCACCUCCCCUGCUCCCCCCAACACCACCGAGGAUGAACCUACCCCAUCCCCGCCACCCCAGAACCCCGUCCAACUCCAGUUCUUCGUCUACAACACCGCCAAGUUGUUCCCGAGAGUGGCUGAUCAGGGGGACGAUUUGGACUCGUGGGAGGUGACGAGUCCGGUGAUUGGGGUGCGGGCGAGCACUGCCGGACAGGAUGGAGGUGAGGGUGUGGCUGUGGAGGAUCCCGGGACGUUACUGGUGGAGGACAGUGUGUACGUGACGCUCCGCUCGGCCAUCUACAGCUACAGCAUCAAGCCGGUGUGGUGGCGGGCCAAUGCCUCGGCCGGUGGGCGAGGGGAGUGGACCAACGAUGGCUGCAAGAUCGUCAAGAUGCACAACUCGCUGGUGGUGUUCCGCUGUGACCGCCUGGCGCACUUUGGUCUCCUCCAGGAUAUGGCUGCGCGUUACCGGGGCCGGGGCGGGGCGGAGGAGGGGGCGGCAUUCAGACCCAGUGCUCCGGGGGUGUAUGUUGGUAGUGCCGUAUGUGCCGCCUUCCUCAUGGCCUCGAUUGCCACCUGGGCCGCACACCACAGCCGCAUCGCCACUGCCAGCAAGAACAAGCACUCCCUCCUCAAUACAUGGGUGGCGCUGCUCCUCCUGGUGGCACUCUUCACCGCCGGCGCCCACCAGACACACCACCGCCCACUGUGCCAGGGUGUCGGGGUGGCCCUGCACUACCUCACCACCUGCGUGCUGCUCUGGACCACUGUCACCGUCACCAACCUAUACAAGAAAGUGGCCAAGGCUCUCCGGCCCCCCGCUCCACCAGAAGAGGCCCCCCCGGAUGUCCCCCUGCCCCCCAAGCCCAUGCUGCGGUUCUAUUUGGUGGGUUGGGGUAUCGCGCUCAUCCUCUGUGGCAUCUCGGCAGCCGUCAACCUCCACCAGUACGCCGGUUACAGCUUCUGCUUCCUGGCUUGGGGGCCGAGUCUGGGCGCGUUUGUGGCCCCGACGGCCGCCCUCACACUCAUCCUGGCCACCUUCUUCCUCCUCACCCACUGCUCCCUCAGGUCGCUGCGUGCUGCCUACCCUGCCACGGCAGCCGCCACUGCCGAGACCACUGAGCUGGAGCUGCUGGAUGCUGCAUCGCCGGGGUCCGAGGCGGUGGGUGGCGGUGCAGCGGCAGAGGAGGUGAGUCUUGCAUCGCGGGACACAGCAGCCAGCGUGACGGACGGCCAGCACAGUCCCCUGACACAGCUGCGUGCGCAUGCUGUCACGCUGCUGCUGUUUGGCCUCACGUGGACGGCGGCGGCCAUCACCACGGCGGCGCCCUUCCAGGAGGUCAUCCCGCACCACACCGCCGUCUUCAGUGCCAUCUACGCCAUCUGCGCCUCCAGCCUCGGCAUCUUCAUCUUCGUGUUCUUCUGUCUAAGUCGCGGUGAUGUGUGGGAGGCGUGGCGGGGCUGGCGGUGGGGCGGGCUGCUGCCGCGGCGGGACAGGAAGGAGGAGGAGGAGGUGCGCCUCACCUCGGCGCUGGCCAACAACACCACGGUGGCAGCGCAGAACAACCAGCCCGGCGCGCGGUCCAGCGAAGUGCGCGGCCCCCGCGAUGCACCCUCCACGCACAGCCUGGAGUCCUCGCAGACCCACAACACCAACAAGUCCUCGUCCGUGUCCCAGAGCAUCCUCACCUCCACUAAGGGCGAGGGCGUGGUGGUGGCCAAGACCGCCAACAACCUGCAGCUGCUGAGCCUCGGCGCCAUGACCAACGACCUGCACUAUGCCCCGGAGAUCUUCUACAACCCCAAGCAGGCCGGCGUGGCCAAGCGGUUCUUCCAGAAGCAGCGGCUGCGCCAGAUGGUGAAGCAGAAUAACCUGGAGGUGAACCGCACCGACAGCGACUGUAACUCCACCGUGUACCGCCCCAAGAUGUCGCGGCCCCUCAACACCGAGAUCAAAACCCAUAACGCCUUCGACCCUGCCUGCCUCGGGGCGUCCAGCAAGGUGAACAACACCAACAUCCACGUGGACGGAGUCUUCAACUACAUGGGCGGCGAGAUGCGGCAAGGCAGCAGCAAGCAGGCCAGCAAGGACCCCACGCCCGAGGUGCUGUGCGUGCUGGGCCCCGCGCCGGACCUGUACCCGGUGGGGCGGGGCGGCGAGGGGGAGCGGGGCUGGUCCACCAUUCCUCGCAAGCCCCGGGCCUUCAUGGAGGAGCCUCUCAGCCCCCUGCGGCGCGGCGGCUCCUUCCCCAGCAUCACGGAAGAGGGCGGGAGUCGGGGUGACUCCCGCGCCCCCAGCCAGACCUCCACCCUGGACCAGCCCCCUUACCCUCCCCCCGAGCCCCCGCCCCAGCAGCAUCCCCGCCUCUACAGCUUCCCGCCCCCCGGGCCGGGCCCCCACUACCACCACCACCAUCACAUGCAGGGCACUGAGGACGAGCCGCCGUCUCGCAAGGCGCGGGGAGCCUUCACUCCUGAGCAGGGCGAGCGACCUGACCCCGCCAGCGAGCACCCUCGCCCCGGCCGCCCCAACCGCUAUAGGCCGGGGCGGGAGCGGCCCCGCCCUGGCAGGAACAAACGGCGGCCGAUGAGGGUUCGCGGCGGGGGCGUGGGCGGGGUAGGGGCCGGCGAGGGGCGGGAGGAAUGGACGGAUGACAACUCUCCGCCCGUCAUCAUCAAUCUGUCGCCGGGGGACGCCGGCCGCUCCUCGGGCUCUGACAAGGACGCCGUCGGCCAUCAGUUUAUGCCCUUCCCCGUCCACGCCCGCUCUGCCACGCCCCCGGGGGCCCCGCGGGGCAUGUUGGACCAGCGGGCACACCCCCAGGACCCCGCCACCCUUAUGUGUAUGGACCUGACGUGGCCACACGUCAUGGCCUCAACUAUGGCCCCCGACCACUCGGGGCGGGGCAGGUCCGACCCCGCAGCCUGCCAGUGUCUGCACGGAUUCCCGCCGGGGCUGGAGGGCCCUACGGGGCUGGGCGUGUGCUGCGAGGCGGAGGAUGCGGGCGCGGCAAGCUGGGACAGUGAGGGGGGCGAAGGGUACUGGUGCGCGGGGGGCGGGGAGCAGCGGGCCAGCGCCUGUGAGGUGAGCGGCUGUGACGCCUCCAGCCUGUGUGGCGGCGGCCUCUCCGGCAGCAGCAGCAGUGGCAGCAGCAGUGGCAGCUGUGGCGGCGGCGGCGGCGAGGCCAGCGAGGGGGGCAGCGUGGACCCGGCGGUGGGCACGAGUCCCCGCGGCAGCGUCAACAUCUCCGACUCGCCCUACGACUCGCCGCUGCACCGCCUGCACCAGAACACGCCGGACAGCGGCUCGCUAGACUCGGGGCUCCUCAGCUCCCCCGGCAGGCCCCCGCCAGUCCACGGGGCGGCCCCGGGACCCCUACAGGGUGAGGCCACCACCAGCGCCGAGUCCCUCAACCUGCCCCGGGACCCCCCCACCCCCUCCCCCCCGGCCUGCUACCUCACCAACAGUUCGGCGGAGACGGUGCUGCGGCGGAGCGACCACGGCGGGGCGGACAGCGACGAGGGCACGGGGCGGGGCGACGAGGGCAUGCCGGGGGCGGGGGAGGGGAAGGGCGCGGCCAGGAUGAAGGGGCAGGAGAACGGGCAGCGGGGGAGUGACGGGGAGCUGGAGGAGGAGCCGGAAGCCAACCCCAAGCGGGAGACCUGUGUGUAGGGACCCCGCCCCGCCCCGCCCCGCAACCCCGCUCAACCCCAUCCUCCUGUCCCGUAACUGCCCCGCCACCCUUACCUGUAUUUAUUGACGCUUACCUGCCCCGCCCCGCCUCGUCCCAUCUAAUCCCAGUGAGACUGACAACAGUCGGCGCCCCUGCCCUCACCUCGCCCUCUCUCCCUCCCUCCCUCCUCUCUUCCUCUCCUCUCCUCUCCCCCUCACACACCAGUAGGCCAGUCACCCCCUCCCCCUACUCCAUAGUCCCCCCCCUCCCCAACCUUAUCACUUCACCCUUCACCCCUCUCUUCCCCCCCUCGUCACGCCCCUCCCCCCUCACGGGUCUCAUUUCCGCCUCAUAGGAACACACACACACACACACACACACACACGCACACACACACACACACACACACACACACACACACACACACACAUAUUACUGAACAAAUUGACCAAAAAUUAUCAUUAUUAUUAUCAUUAUCGAGGAAAUAUUUUUGUAUGGAAAGCUUAUAAACAUCAUAACUAUUUUCCUCGUAAAAGAUUCAUUAUUUCCUUUUUUUCUGUUGACUAAAAAGAAAAAAAAAACUAAACACGAACAGAAACUUAAGCAACACUUCAAGAAACACAAAAAUAAAUUAAUACUGAACCCUUUUUUUUAUCAAGACGUCAUGCCUCCCCGUCAAGAUGUAAAUAUAUAUCAUAAUAAUAAUAAUAAUAAUAAUAAUAAUAAUAAUAAAAGGCAAAAACUCCACUAUUACUAAUUAUUACUAUUAUUAUAUAAACGAAAUACUAAAUAAACAAAAGAUCUAUUAUAUAUAUUGUCUAUAAAACACAAGGAUGAACAAAACAACUGCGCAGCGCCGGCCUGUGACCCUGCUUAUAACAAUGCUCACUAGAUGGCAACACUCGUUCUUUUACCUCCUUAUCGUGACAGCAUGAAAUGGAGAGAUUUGGCAUUAGUUUUUCGGUAAUUACUAGUCACCUAUAACCUUUUAAUGACGAAAAUGUAUUGGAUUGUAUUCUUUAUCGAUUGUAGGUGAAAAAAAUAUUAAUAGGACGUGUUUCCAUAUAGCCUAAAGAAAUAGCGUCGACGAAACUGUUGCCAAUUCGCGAUCAUUCUUUACGCAGAGUCACCGGCGCGGACCACUAUCAUACUACUUUACUAUUGUCAACUAUUUUUACCACCACCACUACCACCACUACUCCCCACCACCCACCACCACCACCACACCUAACACCACCUUGAGUCUUAAUUACCAACACCAUAACCCCUCCCGCAGCAGGAUAACCAUGGACGGGGACUGUUUGGGGCAGCGACACACAGAGGGCAGCACUGUGAACCCACCCAGAGCCUAAGUCGGUAUUCUUCAACGCUUUCAACUCUCGCAUCAGUUAAUUCUAAAGUCCAAAAAAGAGGUUAUAUUCUUUCUCAUGAGUAUUGUUUCACGUUCAGAGUAUAGAAGCCUUGCCAGACUACCACCAGGGUCAGAAAACUACCUAUGGAAAAGCCUGGAAGCCCUACGAAAGCCUUGUCAAAUGUGUGCGCUUGAGCGAAGAGAUGUUCGAUAAUAUUGGCUCAUAGAAUAGAAGGAAUAGAAGAAUUUGGCAACCUUCAUCUCAGGCGCCAUGUUUCUACCAAAUCAAUGCGCGAAAUUCAUAUUGCUACUGAUAUAUUUUUUUUUGUGUGUGCUUCUGGUAUAGUAACGAUCCAGAAGAAUUAAGUAUAGCACAAAAACAAAACUAUAUUAUCAGAAUCAAUUUGAAUUUCCCGCGGUUCUUUUGGUGGCAACAUGGCGCUUAUGGUAAGAUUGGCAAAGUUCUCGUAUUCCAUGGCUCUGAUAAUCGUGUUUUGGAGGAGUUAUCGUACACUUGGAAACGCUAGAGGGAGGGUUGUAUUAGGCUACGGUGCUGCCCCCUAGCGUGAAGUGGUCCAAAUAGUUUCCUUUUUUUAACCUAUUCUUCGUUUUUCUUCCCUUGGAGUGGAGUCAAGAUGCAUUUCAAGGCAGCCAGUCAGUAUUUAAGUCUCCUUAGGGCAUUUUAGAAGCCUGUGUUCGUUUGUUUGUUUGUUUUUAUAUAUAUUGAUGUGUGUGCAAUUUUUUCCGUGUGUGGAUUUUUUAUUUUGUAUUUUUGAAUCGCGUGUUUGUGUUUUUUCUAUUAUAAAGUGCAGAGGUAUUGUUGUUAUCAUUAUUGUACGCCUGAUAUAUUUAUUCUUUUUUACCUUUCAUUCUCUUUCUUUGUUUCUUUCUCGUAGUGUUUUGUAGAACGUGUGACAAGUCUAUUUCGCGUAGUUUCUCUCUCUCUCUCUCUCUCUCUCUCUCUCUCUCUCUCUCUCUCUCUCUCUCUAAGUAAUUCUCAAGGUUGUAAUGUUUUCUUUGCCUUUCUUUCUCUUUUUUCUCUUCUUAUUUCCUUCCUUCCUUUCCAUUUCUUCCUCUCCCUUCUCUUUUAUUACUUUUUUUUCCCUUCCUUUCUCCUCCCUCUGUUUUCCUCUCCUUUCCUUUCCUUUCCUUUAUUUUCGUUUCCUUUCUUCCUACCUACCUCUAUCUAUACCUACAAUCCCUUUCCUUUCCCUUCCUUCCUUCCUUUUCCUUCCUUCCUUCCUUCCAUGUUAUUAGUACACACUAGGGCAUUACUGAUACUUUUUUUCAUAUAGUCUAGAACAGAAUGCUUAUAAUAAAACCUUCCUUCCUUCCUUUCCUUUCCCUCCUUCCCUUCCUUCCUUCCUUCGUUAGUUUUCCUCCUCAUAGUUUUAAUAGAGUUUUUCGAGUCGUGUGUGUGUGUGUUUUUUGGCAGUCUAAUAAUAAUAAAAAAAUAACCCAGAGAGAGACUUUUUCGCUCUCUCUUAUUAGUCUAUACAUAAUCCAUUACCUUAGAUAGUCAUGUUUUUUCUUUACCUUUUUUCUUCUUCUUUUUAUAACUAUUUUUUGUCUCGUGUUUGUACAUAGAUCAUCGCUCGCGUGUGUGUGGGUCUGGUUUAUAAGGACGAUGUGUACAAUGAAUGUGAGUUUUAA